GACCUCGGGCGGCGGGUCGCGUCGGCCGGGCAUGGCUGCAUGGAGCCCGGCCGCGGCAGCGCCUCUGCUCCGCGGGAUCCGCGGGAGAAGUUCUUCCACUGCGGUGACUUUCAGCGUGGACAGUGAUCAUCCGGGGAUGUCAGUUGAUUGUUCCACUAAACGCCGCUGCCCACAGAUCCGCUAAGAUGAAAGGCUUCUCCCAAGGAUUCUGCAACGCUCACCACUCUCAUCCCUUAGUAGCUGCCGAUUCUGUCUGCCGUCUGGUUACUCUCUGCCUUUACCCCCAAGAUUCUGUCCCCAGAAGCAGCUCCACCCCACCCUCACUCCCGGCAAUCCUGUCCAGCCUCUCAACAUCGAGUUUCUGUCCCUCCAUACAGCAGGCAGACAAUCACACUCUGGACCUUUCUCCUGUCCUGCAUUUCUGUCCCUAAUUGAAUAGUUCUUCCCCUGCUCAUUCAUUCAUCCAGCACCAAGUGCCUCUGAGGGCCUGCCCUGGGGUCAGCACUGGGAUGCUGCUGGACUCAUUCCUGGCCUAUAAGACCAGUGGUGAGAGAGCCAGUGCACAGCUCAUUUUAAAGGAGGUGCUCUGAGAUUGUGUGACACAGGACCCCACUCUGAGCUAUCAGGAAGGACUGAGGGGUAGACGGGUGGGACCUUCAGCACCAGCACCCAUGAACGGCCCUAGUGUCCUCCAACCUGUCAUCCACAUCUAGUCAGGGACCAGUGCCCGGUGCUUCCGUCAUUGUAAUGCCUCUUACUUGGGCAUCUCUCCUGACUCACUCCAGAAGGCACUGUUUCCUGCAGGUUACUUUGGUACCAUGAGCCUGGGUUCCAUCACCUGGAGUCCCAUCUCCUGUCCGAUACAGUCCACAAUCUUUAGCCUGGCAUUCAAGGCCUGCCACACUCCAUUCCCAGUCUGCCUUUUCAGCAUGCCCUCAGCCCAGCCAAGUGACUGCCAACCUACCUUUCUGCUCCUUCACUACUAACUGUUGAGACGUGUUCCAUCAGAAACACGGGCUCCCCUGGCCGGGCGCGGUGGCUCAUGCCUGUAAUCCUAGGAUUUUGGGAGGUUGAGCUUCCACUUCACCAUCGGAUGUUUGCCACCCAGACUGAGGGGGAGCUCAGAGUGACCCAAAUUCUCAAAGAAAAGUUCCCACGAGCUACAGCUAUAAAAGUCACUGACAUUUCAGGUGGAGCUCGGCUGCCCCCACCUCAUGGGAUGGCAGUCAGGAUUCAGAAAUAUCAGCGGGAAACUGAGGACAAGGCGCAGCUGGGAGGACUCAAGGUUGCCAGCCUGGCUCAGCUCAGACAAGGCACUAAAAGAAGAAAUCAAAGGAAUGCAUGGAUUGCGGAUAUUUACCUCUGUCCCCAAACACUGACCACGCCCUGGCUGCAUAGAUGCUGCUGCUUACGACCUUGGAUGAACUUCACUGACAUCAUUCUUCCCUAAGCAGUCACCAAAAAAUUUAUAUAUUUUGGUCAUAUACAUUUCCAUAUUAUAAUUAUAGAAGAUGUAUAAUCUAUUUAGAUGUUAAUUAAAGGAAACAACUGAAA
Molecule: messenger RNA, 1554 nt
Organism: Nomascus leucogenys (northern white-cheeked gibbon)
Lineage: Eukaryota; Metazoa; Chordata; Mammalia; Primates; Hylobatidae
Gene: BOLA3
Product: bolA family member 3
Exons: 5
Coding region: 1043-1450 (135 amino acids)
Source: RefSeq, a predicted model, not a curated record